Messenger RNA from Homalodisca vitripennis (glassy-winged sharpshooter), 1272 nucleotides. Its product is annotated as clotting factor G beta subunit-like. The coding region runs from base 76 to 1218 and encodes 380 amino acids. The transcript is spliced from 8 exons. Gene Ontology annotation, molecular function: serine-type endopeptidase activity. Gene Ontology annotation, biological process: proteolysis. Lineage: Eukaryota; Metazoa; Arthropoda; Insecta; Hemiptera; Cicadellidae. The record is from RefSeq and is a predicted model, not a curated record.
UCCUGCUCUGCUCUCUUACUGAACUAUUGCUCGCCUACCGGUUUAGUUGUGAGGGAACCUUCAAACCCACCAGUCAUGUGUGGUAGAAUAUCCGCGGGCGUUCUUUUCCUUCUCCUACUACAAGCUCAAAAAUUUACAUACGCUGUUGCUAGUUCAGACCAUAUAAAAAGUGCUGAAUACACAAGAAGUAGAAGAGAAACACCUUCCGGCGGAUGUCAGCUACCACAACAUCCGCAGAACGGGGUGUACACCUCACCCCAAUGCCUGUCCGGAGAUGAUAGACCCGAGUGUCGCAACCUGCCCGGGACAACUGUACCCAACAACUGGCUUCUCAAGUACUAUUGCAGUCCUAACUAUAGUCUAAGCUCUGAAGUGGAGUUUUCUAUCUGCAACAACGGCACUUGGCAGAACCCAUUGCAUUGUCUCCGCAAUUCAGUCAGCACCACGAACUGUGGUUCAUCAAACUCGACAACUCACCAGGGGCAGUACCCCUGGGUGGCUGGGAUCUACUACAAGACAGAUUGCUGUGAAGUGAAGUGUGGAGGAACUCUCAUCUCUCCACAUAUUGUGGUCACAGCUGCCCACUGUGUUGUGAAUGAAACCAAUGGCAAUGUUAUCGCACUGGACAGUAUCAAGGUUGGAAUUGGAAAAUACUACAGUGAAUAUUUCAACCAGGAAGCCUCGUCCGUGAUCUCUGAGGUGCGAGAGAUCGUGGUUCCCAAGUUCUACGCAGGACGAGCCGCAUACUAUGCUCUGGACAUCGCCAUUCUGGACCUGACCAAGAGAGUUCCGGUCACGUCCUCCUUCAUGCCCGCCUGUGUACAUUGGAAUACGCCCAAUGGAAAUUUCUUCGGAUCCACUGGACUUGUUGCUGGAUGGAGAACUACAAUAAAUGAAACAGAGGUUAAUACACUAAUAACUGAAGAACUGACACCGAUUGACAAUGCAGUCUGUAUCAAUAAAGUUCGUCAUGCGUUCCAAAAACUUGUGACACAUGACAAGUUUUGUGCUGAAAGUAAAAACGAUGGGGAGAUGAGAAGGGUGUACGGCGGCUCUGGAAUGACACACUUGGAAAAUGGACGACACUUUUUGAUAGGGGUGGUAAGCGUAAAAGUCGUUGAAGAAACAAAUUUGUCAUUUUUCACUGACAUCCAAAACUUGGAACAUCUUGCUUGGCUGGAGGACCAGAAAGCUCGCUUGGAGCAGCUGCACAAAUAAGCUUAGAGUAACUCUCUGUAUUUAAAUAAUUUAAUAAAUGUAUUUUUAUACCUA